AUGGCCAGCGAAGCACAAGCAGAUGUCCAACUCCACGACUUCAAGAACAUCUUCUCCCUCGAGGGCAAGGUAGCCGUCGUUUCCGGUGGAUCUCGCGGUCUAGGUCUCCACGCCGCAUCCGGCCUCCUCCAAGCCGGCUGCACCAAAGUCUUCAUAACCUCACGCAAAGCCUCCGCGUGCGCCGAAGCCGUCGCAGCCCUCAACGCCCUCCCCACCAAACCCCCCAAUGCCCGCGCCUACUCCAUCCCCGCCGACAGCAGCAAGGUCUCCGAGAUCGAGCGCCUCGUCCGCGAAGUAAGCAAACUCACGGAUCACGUCGACAUCCUUUUCGCCAACGCGGGCGCCACGUGGGGCGCCUACUUUGACCAGGUGGACGAGAAGAACGGGUGGGAUCGCGUCAUGGAUCUGAAUGUCAAGGGCGUGUUUUUCACGAUCCAGAAAUUCGCACCCCUCCUCACCAAACGCGCCACCACCGCCUCCCCCUCGCGCGUCAUCGUCACCGGCUCCGUCGCCGGCAUCGCAGUCGGCUCCCUCGGCGCCUCCGCCGCCUACAGCUACGCCGCCUCCAAGGCCGCCGUCCUGCACCUCGUGCGCAACCUCGCCGUCGAGCUGGGACCCCGGCACAUCCUCGUCAACGGCAUCGCGCCCGGGUUUUUCCCCAGCAAGAUGGCGAAUGUGCUUAUGGAGAGGAGUGGAGGCGUCGAGGCGUUGGAGCGGGCGAAUCCAAAUGGCAGGGUCGGGAGGCCAGAGGAUGUCGCUGCUGCGGUGGUUUUCUUGAGCUCGAGGGCCGCGGGGCAUGUCAAUGGGGAUACGAUUGUGUUGGAUGGGGGGAAGAUGUUGGGGAGUGCGCGGUUGGAGAGGUUGUAG
Messenger RNA from Westerdykella ornata, 867 nucleotides. RefSeq names its product NAD(P)-binding protein. Gene Ontology annotation, molecular function: oxidoreductase activity. The transcript is spliced from 3 exons. The record is from RefSeq and is a predicted model, not a curated record. Lineage: Eukaryota; Fungi; Ascomycota; Dothideomycetes; Pleosporales; Sporormiaceae. Bases 1 to 867 code for a protein of 288 amino acids.